Messenger RNA from Coregonus sp. 'balchen', 1475 nucleotides. NCBI's taxonomy places the organism in Eukaryota, Metazoa, Chordata, Actinopteri, Salmoniformes, Salmonidae. The record is from the annotation of a GenBank genome assembly.
AUGACGAGGGGGUUGAGGUUUCCCGCUUUGCCCAUGUGGCCCUUGGUGUUCCUCAGUCUGCUGGUGACGGCCCGGGCGCUGGAGUUGGGCGGGGCCCCCGGCCAGUGGGCCCGCUACGGGCGUUGGGAGGCGGGCUCAGUGGGCGAGCUGAGCUUCAGCCUCAAGACCAACAUCAGCAAGGCUCUGGUGCUCUACCUAGAUGACGGCGGCAACUGUGACUUCAUGGAGCUCCUGAUUGCUGGCGGGCGCCUCCAGCUGCGCUUCGCCAUCCACUGUGCCGAGCCAGCCACUUUACACAUGGAAACCCAGGUCAACGACGACCGCUGGCACAUGGUGCUCCUCACCCGCAACUUCCGCGAGACCCUGCUGAUGGUGGAUGGCGAGACCAAGAUGGCGGAGGUCAAGUCAAAGCGGAAGGAGAUGGCGGUGGUCAGCGACCUGUUUGUGGGCGGCAUCCCGCCCGACGUGCGCCUCUCAGCCCUCACCUCCAGCACGGUGAAGUACGAGCCCCCGUUCCUGGGCCUGAUCUCCAACCUGAAGGUGGGAGAGACACCCCCCACCCUGCUCAACAGCCAGGGCAUCCAGAGUGACAUGGAGUACCUGUGCACCAAGCAGAACCCCUGCCUCAACGGAGGUUUUUGCUCCAUCCAGUAUGGCGAGGUGCACUGUGACUGCACGCACACCCGCUACAAGGGGAAGUACUGCAAAGAAGGUGAGAUCAUGAGCUAGCUGAAUAGCUGAUACCCUUCUUUCUAAUGGUCCUUUUUAGCACGUUUCAAUCUCUAUCUCUACCAUCUCAAUUUAAAUGUGUUGUUUGUUUGUUUUGCUUUUUAUGUGUCUUGAGAGUCUUUUCUGUAAUGAAAAGCGCUAUUACAAAAUACAUUAUUAUAUUUAUUAUUGUUAUUAUUAUUAACUAUGGUGAAUGCAUAACCAGGCCAGCUCAGUACAGUUCGGUUUGGCUUGGAUUGGUUCAGUCUGGUGAAAAGUCCUUAGCAUACUGUACUGUAGGUUAAAGCGCUAAGUCCUUAGCAUACUGUACUGUAGGUUAAAGCGCUAAGUCCUUAGCAUACUGUACUGUAGGUUAAAGCGCUAAGUCCUUAGCAUACUGUACUGUAGGUUAAAGCGCUAAGUCCUUAGCAUACUGUACUGUAGGCAAAAGUGCUAUGUCCAUAUCAUACUGUACUGUAGGUAAAAGUGCUAAGUCCUUAGCAUACUGUACUGUAGGUUAAAGCGCUAAGUCCUUAGCAUACUGUACUGUAGAUAAAAGCACUAAGUCCUUCCCAUACUGUACUGUAGAUAAAAGCGCUAUGUCCUUAGCAUACUGUACUGUAUUUAAAAAUGUUAAGUCCUUAGCAUACUGUAGUGUAGGUUAAAACGCUAAGUCCUUAGCAUUCUGUACUGUAGAUAAAAGUGCUAAGUCCUUAGCCUACUGUACUGUAGCUAAAAGCGCUAUGUCCCUAGCAUAUUGUACUGUA